Messenger RNA from Suillus subaureus, 624 nucleotides. RefSeq lists its product as uncharacterized. Gene Ontology annotation, molecular function: protein binding. The coding region runs from base 1 to 624 and encodes 207 amino acids. The record is from RefSeq and is a predicted model, not a curated record. NCBI's taxonomy places the organism in Eukaryota, Fungi, Basidiomycota, Agaricomycetes, Boletales, Suillaceae. The transcript has 5 exons.
AUGAAUGUGAAGUACCAUUCACAAACCAAGACCCCUGAAGACCUUCAAAACGAGAUAGAGUUGAUGAAGAGGCAGUUAGGGAAUUUGCAGGCUGAGCAGGAGGUCCAAAAAGAAACCAUGGCAAAAUGGCAAACUGCAAAUGAAGUAUUUCGAGCACUUGGAGAAAUAGGUUGGAGUCAAAUAUCCGCUGAGAGGAAGCAUGACCUCGUCAACACGAAAGGGAUAAACAACUCUACAGAACUCUACUACAAUUACAGGGCUUCUGAUACUACUACCAUGGCCACCUAUCUAAUGCAGGAGUGGGAUACAUCGACCUGGCAACAGGUCGGUAAUGGUCACUGGACAGGCCACUGCAGUCUCCAUAUCAAAGACAUCGUCAUUAAUCCUGCUUGCACACUUGUCGCCUCCGCAUCUGCUGAUAAGCAGGUCCGUAUCUGGCGGCUCUCAGAUCAAAAAACUAUCGCCAUCUUCCACCACUCAGCACCGACGAUGUGCGUCACUUUCUCCAUAGACAGCAAGUAUAUCCUCAGUGGUGGUGGGGAUGGGGUGAUAUCAGAGUGGGCAGUACCCGAGGAUGCUAAUUCACAGGCAUGUUUCCAUCAUUCAUUGACUCUGGUGACCUAA